This is a messenger RNA of Eupeodes corollae, 1050 nucleotides long. RefSeq names its product RNA-binding protein 7. Lineage: Eukaryota; Metazoa; Arthropoda; Insecta; Diptera; Syrphidae. The coding region runs from base 155 to 820 and encodes 221 amino acids. Gene Ontology annotation, biological process: regulation of alternative mRNA splicing, via spliceosome. Gene Ontology annotation, cellular component: nucleus. The transcript is spliced from 2 exons. The record is from RefSeq and is a predicted model, not a curated record. Gene Ontology annotation, molecular function: single-stranded RNA binding.
UAAUUUGACACCAAAACAGAAGAACAGACAAACGUUUAUUUUACUACACUACGCCAAAAAACAAAAACUCGAAAAUCAAAACAAAUAAAUUUCAUUGUUUUAAAAUAUCUAACUUAUUUAGAUAACUUUCAUCAAUUUAAUUAAAUUCUCAAAAAUGUAUAAUCAGACAAAACCAAAUUACCAAUCGAACAGAGGAAUGGUUGAAGUGGAAUCGGACGACGAGGACGAUGAAAGCAAGAGGACAAUUUUCUGUGCGAAUCUCGAUAACAGGGUCACCGAGGAGUUGCUCUAUGAAGUUUUCCUACAAGCUGGACCAAUUGAAUCAGUUAGAAUUCCCAAAGACAAUGGAGGCAGACAAAAGACCUUCGGCUUUAUAACCUACGUCCACAAGUGCACUGUGCCAUACGCAUUGAGGCUCCUUUCUGGCCUCAGUCUCUUCCGGAAGUGUCUAACAAUCAAGGUAAAAGACCAACCAGUCGCCGGCGGCGGCGGAGGAGGCUUACCCAUCGAUUGUGAGCCACUUCAACGAAGAGGUGGCCCAGGCGGUGGCAGAAAUUUCAAUGGAGCCAGUAAUCCCUUCAAACGAGAUAACUCCCCACCACCAAAAAGAAUCGAAUGGUGUUCAGGUUCAGCAGGUUCCCAGAGGCGAAGUGAUGAUCUUCAAAAGCAUUCGUCGCACAAUUCACCUCGACACCAUCAGAUUUCUCCGUAUUCUCGGUCGGAUCCGUCAAGAGAUCACGGAGGCGGCGGACAUCAUAACAGAAAUAAUAACAGCAACAACAACAGCAGACGCUCAGAGCAAAGAAACAGACACAGAUAACACGUUAGAACGAUGGGAAUCCUUUCCUCGUAAAGGAACUUUGUACAAAUCUUUUAAAAAAACACCCAUCCGUGCAUUAUCGAAGUAACAAAAUAAAACAUCCAAAAUUUCAAUUUGCCGGAUCCGCAUCCGCAUAGCAAUAUUAACCAAAUUCAAAUUUUCUCUGUAAGAUUUUUCUCUGUACAUAGAUUAUGAAUUUUUAUAAAAAAAAAGAACGAAUAUGUAUGUAA